AUGGACGGAAAUGAGGAUUCUGGCAUUUUUUUUGAGGAGGAUGACCAUAGGGCCGCAUACAUCUUCAACGCCGACCAGCCGCUCAGCACACAAAAACAGACUCCUCGUCCCGCAAAGAGGCGAAAAGUAGCCAAGGCGGAUGCUCCCAGGCCACACCAAGACUCGUCAGUCGAGCUGGCAUUCCCUCCCCUCUUCAACGGCGCCGAGGGCUCCGACGCUGUGCGGCUGCGGAAGCAACUGUAUGAGACGGCGUGGCCUGUUCUAGAGGACCGCAUACAGCACGUCCUCCGAGAAGCCAACAGCAACACCCUGGACGAAGUCACGUCGUUCUUGCAGCACGCUGCCGAGGCUGAGACAGGAAAGAUCACGGCGGGCUUCAUCAUCACGGGACCGAGCAUUGCGUCGCAGCAUCUCCUCUUUGAGCAGCUGGGCGAGCGCCUCCGUACCGCGACCCGGGCAAGGUUUGUCCGGCUGCGAGCGUCCGAGGCGCCGAAUCUCAAGGCCGCCUUGAAGAAGAUCAUUCAGGAUGCCACGGCCAGUGGCACUGAUGGGGAGGAGGUUGGGGACGUUGAGAUCAGCCACGGCGGGAGGAAAUAUCUCGAUUACGACCUCGAAGCGCUGCACGUCUUUCUUCAGCAGCAACAACAGCAGUCGCCGAGGGUGGUGGUUGCGUUCCAGGACAGCGAGGCAUUCGAAGGUGGUUUGUUGACCGACCUGAUUGCUCUCUUCCAUUCAUGGCGCGACCGCAUUCCGUUCGACCUCCUGUUUGGCAUCGCCACCUCGGUUGAGUUGUUCCAGGCGCGCCUGCUCAAAUCCACCGCCCGCCAGCUCUACGGCGCCCAGUUCGACGUCGUGCAGGCCGACUCGGUUCUCGAAAGCGUCAUCAAGACGGCCGUUGCCGGGUCCCAGGCUGCCCUGAGGAUCGGCCCGUCACUGCUGCAGAGCUGGGUCGAUCGCCACAGGGACCAGGUGGCCGGCAUCCAGGUGUUUAUCAGCUCGCUCAAGUACGUCUAUAUGUGCCACUUUUAUGCGGACCCGCUGAGCGUGCUGCUCGCCGGUGACGGCCGUCUGGACCGCAAGCUGAUGCAGCCCGAACACAUCGAGGCCGUCCGGACGCUUGACUCGUUCAAGGCCCAGGUUGAAGCCGCCGUCGAGGCGAGACAGCUGAACCAUGCGCAGUCUCUUCUCGAAGACGAUGACUAUCUUGUAGCUCAGAUCUUGGAGCAGGGCCAGAAACGGAACGAAUACCUGCUGCGUCUUCUCCGUUCCCUGCACCUGGUGGCCGCCACGGGGCUCAGCUCUACUUCCUUCACUGACCUCUACAUACUGGCACUGAGCAGCGGCAUCGAUAUCGAUCAAUCAUCCGGGACGGUCCCUCUGGAAGACGCCGUCAAACGACUUAGAGCUGAAGAGUUUCUGUCUUUGAUAAACCGUCUGCUGAUGGCCGUACAAACCGGCAGCUCAGACCUGGGCUUGGACGGGUGGGAACCGGAUGCCGAGGAGUUGGUAGGCUCCCUGACAGACCUGAGAGACGAAGUCGACGGUCUGAGGGAGCGCUCCAAGAGCAACGGUACGGUUCUCAAGAGCAAAUACAGCGCUCAAAGCCGCGUGUUGCGCACAACAGUCGUGGCGCAGAAGGUGCAGCUCAGCCAAGACACGGCGAUUAUGACCGACGAGGACAAAGCAUUCACCAAAGCCGUCGACGCUUUGUUGGACCUCUUAUCCGAGAACCUCAACUGCGGCCCCAUUGACAAUCUCUUUCUUCACGAGGCCUGGGUCUUCGACUCCAAGUCGCCCUACCGAGACGUCUUUGUCCCCUGCCCGGACGCCACCUUCGGCCGCGCCCUCUCCCGCCCGCAUGACUACCUCGCCUGUGCGUGUUGUGCCAAGGCCAACGGCGGAUUGGCGUCGACGCUGCCGACGACGGCCAUCCUGUACCACCUCUAUCUCGAGGCGGGCGCUCUCAUCAACGUGGCAGACCUGUGGUCGGCCUACUACGCCCUCGUCGGCGAGGAGUCCGAGCCGGGGCUCGACGAGCGGUCCGCGCUGGUGUGCUUUUACCGCGGCCUGGCGGAGCUCAGGAUGAUGGGCUUCGUGAAGCAGAGCAGAAAGAAGGCCGAUCACGUUGCCAAGUUGAAGUGGCUCUUCUAA
Parathielavia appendiculata is the source of this 2151-nucleotide messenger RNA. RefSeq lists its product as uncharacterized. Gene Ontology annotation, cellular component: nuclear origin of replication recognition complex; DNA replication preinitiation complex; nuclear pre-replicative complex. Gene Ontology annotation, biological process: DNA replication; DNA replication initiation. The transcript has 6 exons. The record is from RefSeq and is a predicted model, not a curated record. Lineage: Eukaryota; Fungi; Ascomycota; Sordariomycetes; Sordariales; Chaetomiaceae. Bases 1 to 2151 code for a protein of 716 amino acids. Gene Ontology annotation, molecular function: DNA replication origin binding.